AUGGCACACGCAUCUAUUGUGAAUUGUGAGUGGGGGAAAGAAAGGAAAAGAGAGAGACACGAGCUGAUUGUAAAUUGUAGUCGUACUCACCUGCCUUAUGCUGUGUCUCCACCUGUCCCCUCCAUUGAUCUUCCUUCCACACGUUUCUUUUCCUUAUCACGCCUCUUUCUAAUCCCCUGUUUCGCACAACCCUGCACCCGCUUUCAUCCUACUCUCUCUCCUGAUUCUGCGAAUCAUGAUUGGACGGUCCCAGAGUACCAUGUGGGUUUGCCUGCUCUGGAUUCCACCCUUACGUGUGUGACGACCGAGGAACCUAUGUACGUAAGCAAUGGUACUCUGUCUUUGAUUAGAGUAACGCCAGGUGGCACAUCUGAUCACUUUAGGGACCUACUCACAAAGGAAUUGGUCGUUCUUAGCCAAGAGUCUAGUACUAUACUUACAGUCGAGGGUGGAACCCUGAAAGCAGGUAGGAGGUAUCUGAUUCUUGGAGGUACGUGUGAGAGAGGAGGAGAUGAACGGGUGAACACGUGGGUGAAUGAGGAAUUGAAGGCACCAUCCUUGCAUUGCAUCUCCACGCCCUUCUUGGAGUGCAGUGAAUGA
Messenger RNA from Sphenostylis stenocarpa, 600 nucleotides. The record is from the annotation of a GenBank genome assembly. Lineage: Eukaryota; Viridiplantae; Streptophyta; Magnoliopsida; Fabales; Fabaceae.